CCUAACCAGCGACUUUUAUCGUAAGCGCAACGCUCGACAUCUGUGUACUGCCUCCCACACACACAAGAAAUCAUGUCAUUAGCACAAGCAACCAAAGGCGAUGUUGCCUAUCAGGUGCGCUCUCUGUAUCGGUCGUUGUUACGCCAGAGCAACCAGUUCGCUGCCUAUAACUUCCGCGAAUACGCCAAACGGAGAACACGCGAUGCCUUUCGGGACAACAAAGAUGUGAAAGAUGAGCGAGUCAUACAAGAAAUGGUACAAAAGGGCUUGAGUGAGCUACAAAUGUUGAAGAGGCAAACAGUCAUAAGCCAAUUCUACCAGAUCGAUCGCCUAGUCGUUGAGGGUGGCAAGGAAGGCAAGCAAAAGGGAGAUCGCAGCGAUAUCGUCAGAGUAAAAGACCAAGGGUGGGAUUAAGCAUAGUACGAGAGAAACGGGAUGUUGACGAUGAAAAGAGACGAUCUUGUAACAACAUUGCCCAUAUUGCACGAAAGGAAAGGCGAUUGUGUGGCACCACGUUCGAUUGAAAACGAUCUUGCAAAGUCGAAUGUAUGUACUGUAUUAUAUGGGGUUUGCCAUUCGAGUCUCCCAAACGGAGUGAUGGAAUAACACCAAACCAACCUGUACAUUUUAGCACCAAUACUCUCAGCAUGACAGAUCACGUUUGCAAGCUCUCUCCCGCC
Bipolaris sorokiniana ND90Pr is the source of this 680-nucleotide messenger RNA. RefSeq lists its product as uncharacterized. The record is from RefSeq and is a predicted model, not a curated record. Lineage: Eukaryota; Fungi; Ascomycota; Dothideomycetes; Pleosporales; Pleosporaceae. The transcript has 3 exons. Gene Ontology annotation, cellular component: mitochondrion; L-cysteine desulfurase complex. Gene Ontology annotation, biological process: iron-sulfur cluster assembly. The coding region runs from base 73 to 414 and encodes 113 amino acids.